GCAAUACUCUCUAGAAUCUCAACCAUAACAAUUCUAUAUUUCUUUUAAAUACCCACCAAUUUCUCAUUAGCAACUGGCUCUUGAUUUUGGAAAGCAAAAUGAGUCUAGCUCAUUGUUAUUUUUCUGUCUCUGUUGCUCUGCUGGUCAUCUUCCUCCUGAUCAACCCUGCCUUUAGUGACAAAAAAACCCAAGAAAUGAUCGAUAAAGUCUGUCGCCAAAUGGAAGAAUAUGGCUUUUGCAACCAGACGUUCAACGAGAACCUGAAGACCAAAUCAACAAACUAUGUUGAUCUGACCCAGAUAACAAUAGACCAAGUUACAAGAAAUGCAACAAAUACCUAUGAAUUUGUUUUGCAACUCCUGCAGAACACAAGCAUUGAAGCAUUGAAGAAUGCACUUAGGGUAUGUGAAAGUAGUUACCAGGUAGUGCUUGGGGCUUUCCAGGAUGCCCUGAGGUCAUUUAACCAGCAAGAUUAUGAUAGUAUGAUUAAGUAUGAAAGGGUGACUCCUAAAGCACAAGGCGGUUGUGAUGCUUGUUUUAACACCCCACCAAUCCCUGCAAAUCCUCUGGCUGAUAGGAAUAGGCAAAUAAGGAUUCUCAUUGCCAUGGCUAUUGUCACUGGCCAUGAACUUGUCACUUUAUAGGAUCCAACUAUUAUUUACUUCACUGGCUAUUUGGAGAAUCCAACUGAGAUUCAAAUUCGAGGUUUCUGAAGAUGACUAUAGCAACCAAACUCAAUGGCACUGCAAGUGAAGUUUUAGUUAUGCCUGUCAAUUUUGUAUUGAUGGAGUCGUACAUUUGAUAGAUCAUGGAUCCUUUAUUUUCUCUUCUAUUUCCAUUGAUGAGCAUUUGGAGUCUGCAUUCAUUUUCUCCAAUAGUUCAAUUACUCUAAACGUAGUGGUUAGAAGCAUUUCAGAAUUAUAAUUGAACCCAUUUUACUUUUUGAUUGAACGGAACAAGCAAUGAUGGAAUUUCAUUGCUUUAUAUGUGUAUCGCAGGACAGUAGCUUGUUACUCGACGGUGAUGGGAUCCUAACAAGCCCAUCCCAGCCCAAUAACUUAGGCAUUAUCUACCUCAACCCACCACUAAUUAAGAAUCAGACGCCAUUUACUCAGCCUGAUUAACAUUUGCUUUUCAUUUUUUUUUUCAAUCUUAAUUCAUAAAAUAAAAUUAGAAACACACAAAAUUGCAAUAUUACAAAUUCGAGCCAUCAGUGACCAAGAGGCGGCACCGCAAGCAAAACAAUGGA
Messenger RNA from Hevea brasiliensis (rubber tree), 1249 nucleotides. RefSeq lists its product as uncharacterized. Gene Ontology annotation, molecular function: pectinesterase inhibitor activity. Bases 99 to 644 code for a protein of 181 amino acids. The record is from RefSeq and is a predicted model, not a curated record. The transcript has a single exon. NCBI's taxonomy places the organism in Eukaryota, Viridiplantae, Streptophyta, Magnoliopsida, Malpighiales, Euphorbiaceae. Gene Ontology annotation, biological process: negative regulation of catalytic activity.